This is a messenger RNA of Brassicogethes aeneus, 363 nucleotides long. NCBI's taxonomy places the organism in Eukaryota, Metazoa, Arthropoda, Insecta, Coleoptera, Nitidulidae. The record is from the annotation of a GenBank genome assembly.
AUGAAUGGAAAACUUUUAGUGUUGCCCAUUCAAGGAAGUGGUGACUUCGAAUUAGAUUUUUUCAAUGGAACAAACUUUUUCUCUUUCGAUCUGGAAAAGGAAGUUAAAGAUGAAGUAACAUACGGUAAAAUUACAAAUGCGCAGUAUGACUAUGAAGUAGGAUUGGUACAAAUGAAUUUUGAUAACCUUUUUAAUGGGGACAAAGUUUUAGGUCCCCAAACUAAUAAAUUUCUCAAUGAAAACUGGCAAGAUGUACUAAAAGAUGUGGAUGGUUCUCUUAAGGAUGCUGUAUCCAAAGUGUGGGAACUAGUUUUAGGCAAUUACUUUAGUAGAAUUCCAUAUAAGGACCUUUUUCUGGAUUAG